UCCGCAUUCAACAUUCCUGACUCCGAGCGCAGCAGGGAGAGGCGGACUACAGCCUGGGCACUGCUGCUCCUCCAGAUGGCAGAUGGUACCCAGCAGGAGGGGCAUCAGCCCGGAGGGAAUCCCGUCUCUGGCCGGGUUUGCACUUUCCACCUGCGGGGGCGCUGUGCGUUUGGGGAUCGCUGUUGGAACCAGCACCCAGCCCACGGCGCCAUCGAGGGCCGGGCAAGCGGGGCAGAGCUACCUGGCACAGUGAGGGAGGCAGAGGUACCGGGCACGCCGAGCGGGUCAGAGAUACCGGGCACGCCGAGCGGGACGGAGAUACCGGGCACACUGUGCAGGUCAGAGAUACCCCACCUGGGCACAGUGAGUGGGACAGAGGUACCGGGCACGCCGAGCGGGUCAGAGAUACCGGGCACGCCGUGCGGGUCAGAGAUACCCCACCUGGGCACGCCGAGCGGGUCAGAGAUACCGGGCACGCCGAGCGGGUCAGAGGUACCGGGCACGCCAAGCAGGUCAGAGAUACCGGGCACGCCGAGCGGGUCAGAGAUAACCCACCUGGGCACAGUGAGUGGGACAGAGAUACCGGGCACGCCGAGCGGGUCGGAGAUACCGGGCACGCCGAGCGGGUCAGAGAUAUCAGGAUGCCCAGGAGGGGUGGAGGUGCCAUGGCAGAAGGGCAAGAAACCCCCCAUGCGAACAGCGGGUAUGGUGAUCUCCCGCAUCCGCUGGGACCCGGAGCUGCGGCCCGCUGAUUUCACGGUGGGCUACCACGACCGCUUCCUGGGCACGGUGGAGCAGCCCUUUGAGCUGUUCACCUGGGGGGAGCUGGCGGAGGCUGAGCUGGGGGCCUUAGCCAUCCCCCAGCACCGCAUCCAGUACUUCAAGCACCGCGGGCGGCUGGUAUGGGACCGGGCCGCCCGCCUGGACUACGUCUUCGGCUCCACCGGGGGGCGCCUCACCAUCCGGGAGCUCCUGGCCGACGACCAAGGUGGCGCCCAAGAUGGCCGCCGCAGCCCGGACGCCAAUCAGGCCACCGGGGAUCCGGUCUGACGGAGGGGGGGAGGGGCUGUUUCGGGAGGACUGGGCUGGCAGGGAGAGGAAGGGCCGAUGGGUCUGUCUCUGCGUACAAGAAUACGAAUAAAGCCAGUGCUCUCUGACACCCCGCGUGUCCCUCGCGAUUUGAAAUGAACCAUCGCCCCCUUGACGUUCAAUGGCGUUACCAUCCCCCUCUCCCCCCCUCCCACUAUCAACAUCCUGGGGGUUCCCAUUGAGAGAGAAUCUAACCAUCGCCCCCCUUGACGUUCAAUGGUGUUACCGUCACUGAAUCCCCCCUCCCUCCCCCCACUAUCAACAUCCUGGGGGUUCCCAUUGAGAGAGAAUCGAAAAACAGGAGGCGAGAUCAGGCUGUUUGGCCCAUCGAGCUAGCUCCUUCGCGUUCCCCACGUUAACUGGGAGGAGUCUCCAGCCUUGUUGGCGACCCUUCAGCAUUGGAUGGAUCGACCGACUCCCUCAUCCCCCCCACAAACCCCAGCUCGCUGGCCGACGGCAUUUCUCCUGGCCGGUAGAGGGAGAGAGUUCUCCCCUUGACUCUCAGGGCUCGGCCCCGUGUUCCUGUGCCCUCCCGUGCCAUUUCCCAUGUCACACCGCGGGAAAAUGCAGAGGUCGCAUCGUAAACUAUGGGUAAUUUAGCACGGCCAAUCCCCCCACCCUAACCCGCACAUCCCUGGGCACUAUGGGUAAUUUAGCACGGUCAAUCCCACCCUAACCUGCACAUCCCUGGGCACUAUGGGUAAUUUAGAACGGCCAAUCCCCCACCCUAACCUGCACAUCCCUGGGCACUAUGGGUAAUUUAGCACGGCCAAUCCCCCACCCUAACCCGCACAUCCCUGGGCACUAUGGGUAAUUUAGCACGGCCAAUCCCCACCCUAACCUGCACAUCCCUGGGCACUAUGGGUAAUUUAGCACGGCCAAUCCCACACCCUAACCUGCACAUCCCUGGGCACUAUGGGUAAUUUAGCACGGCCAAUCCCCCCACCCUAACCCGCACAUCCCUGGGCACUAUGGGUAAUUUAGCACGGCCAAUCCCAUCCUAACCCGCACAUCCCUGGGCACUAUGGGUAAUUUAGCACGGCCAAUCCCCCACCCUAACCCGCACAUCCCUGUGCACUAUGGGUAAUUUAGCACGGUCAAUCCCCCACCCUAACCUGCACAUCCCUGGGCACUAUGGGUAAUUAAGCACGGCCAAACGAAAACAGCUAAUCUAAAGUUCUGUGCCACCCGGUGGCCUGGAAGUUUGAGCGAGGAGUGGGGAACACCCGGAGAAUCCCAGAGACCUGCUUGGGUCCAGACCCUCGCACGUGCGUCUGGUGCUGCCCUUAAAAUGGCCAACGUUUAGAACGGGGGGAGGCUUGGCGCACUCUG
This is a messenger RNA of Hemiscyllium ocellatum (epaulette shark), 2421 nucleotides long. RefSeq names its product leukocyte receptor cluster (LRC) member 9 (gene leng9). Bases 76 to 1050 code for a protein of 324 amino acids. Gene Ontology annotation, molecular function: metal ion binding. The transcript has 2 exons. The record is from RefSeq and is a predicted model, not a curated record. NCBI's taxonomy places the organism in Eukaryota, Metazoa, Chordata, Chondrichthyes, Orectolobiformes, Hemiscylliidae.